Molecule: messenger RNA, 1630 nt
Organism: Glycine soja
Lineage: Eukaryota; Viridiplantae; Streptophyta; Magnoliopsida; Fabales; Fabaceae
Exons: 14
Coding region: 1-1479 (492 amino acids)
Biological process (GO): maturation of SSU-rRNA from tricistronic rRNA transcript (SSU-rRNA, 5.8S rRNA, LSU-rRNA); positive regulation of transcription by RNA polymerase I
Cellular component (GO): 90S preribosome; t-UTP complex; small-subunit processome
Molecular function (GO): snoRNA binding
Source: RefSeq, a predicted model, not a curated record
AUGCCUACAAGUUCAGCUGAUAACUAUAGUCUAAAUGGUGAAGUUGUUGUCACUUGUCUAAAGAAUGCCAUCUCCUACUUCAGUGAUCAUACUGAUUACUUGAAGAAUGUUGCUGCUAUGAUUUUUCCGUUACUCCUUGUUCUACCACAGACACAAAGCUUGAAUUUAAAGGCUCUGGGACUAGUCAACAAAAUAAACUGGCCACUUUAUCAGAAUAUUGUCGUGUCUUCUUUUGGAGAAGGGACAUUGAUACCUGGAAGUUUAUCUUCAAUUAACUUGAAGACUAUUGAUAACAUGGCUAAGAAUUUCAUGGUCCACCCCAAAGAGCAUAUUGCUUGGUUUGUUGAAAGUUGCAGUGAUUUGGAGUUGUCAAAGACACUCUUCUUUUUUGUUCUUUUGCAGUCUCUUUUGAUAAAACCAAAAGAUGAAGACAUUUAUACACUAUUUGAAUGUGUAUUUCCUAUUCUAAAGGCUGAGUGGGAAACAUCAAUGACAGCUGGUGAUGCCUCAUUGGAUGAGUUCAAGCCUGAAGUGUUAGACUGGGAUUGCAGUGCAUUCUUUAAUGAGCUUUUGUAUGUCAAGCUGAGACAUCUAAAUGUGAAGGUUAUGAUUUGCAUAUUUUGGAGGCUAGCACAACUAAUAUCAGUACUACCUUCUGACAUUCUGCUUCAUGAUGAUGAUAAGUGGGUCAACAAGAUAAGGGAUCUGUUUGUAUUUUUUGCUUCCUCUAAAUUGAAGCAUACAUUCCUCGAACACCUCCAUUACUUAGCAGCACAAUGCAAAAUAUCACCUCCCCGCCUCUUAUCUAAGUUUUUCACAGAUGAAGGUGUUACUGCUGCAGUUCAGGUUGAAAGUCUUCAAUGCUAUGCAUUUCUUUGUAGCCUGUCGCAAGAUAAAUGGCAAAUUGAACUUUUAGCUGAAUUUCCUUCUGUUCUUGUUCCAUUUGCGAGUGAUAAUCAGUCUAUAAGGGUUGCUGCCAUGAGCUGUAUUGAUUCAUUGCGUACAUUGUGGUGUCAUGUUGAGCGUUCUGGCAAGAAAAAUGGUAACAAUGCAACGUGGAUCCAUUUUUUGGGUGAUGUUUUGGCAUUGAUGGAUCCACAAAAAACAUUCAUAUUGUCCGACAAGAAAUUUCUUCCUUCAUUGUUUGCAUCUGCUUUUAGCUCAUCCUGUCCAAACAUCUUGGAGCCUCGAAACAUCUUGGUACCUCAAGAUAUAGAAAAAAGGAAUUUAUCUUCGAGUGGAUUGUCAAGAAAGAUAGACCCUUCAAUUUUAAAUCUCACCAUGCUGGAGAAUUUGGAUUUAUCAAAUAAUAGCUUAAAGGAUGAAGUUCCCGAUUUUCUGUCUCAAUUACAACACUUGAAGAUCCUAGACAAGCUUGAUGUUAUUAAAGGCUUUGCACCUACCUCUGGCACUAACAGUGACAAAGAUGAUCAUAAUGGGGAGCAAUUGAUGGAAUAUGAAUCUCAAAGAUCUCCAUGAGAAGUAGGUUUGAGCAGAUCAAACUUUUGUCUAAACUUUGGAGCAUGAUUUAAAUUAGAGCCUUGUCAAAAAAAUUCAGUCUUUUUUAUUUUAUUUUUUUUACAUCAUUGGUACAAACAUUCUUAAAAGGAGUGAGCAAGAUAGAUCAAUU